This is a messenger RNA of Pungitius pungitius (ninespine stickleback), 749 nucleotides long. RefSeq names its product chromosome 4 C15orf48 homolog (gene coxfa4l3). The transcript is spliced from 5 exons. Bases 156 to 413 code for a protein of 85 amino acids. NCBI's taxonomy places the organism in Eukaryota, Metazoa, Chordata, Actinopteri, Perciformes, Gasterosteidae. The record is from RefSeq and is a predicted model, not a curated record.
ACUUUCAGAGCAGGAAGCUCCGUGUGUCUACGUGCCUUCCAGCUCGUAACCACCACCACUCCUCCUCCGGCACUAUAUCAGCCGGCCUCACAAGGCGUCAGCGACUCCUCGGUGAGGCAUCAGCGGCAACAGGUAUUUGAGGAAAUUUAGCAAAAAUGGGUGGAUUCUUACAAAUGUUGAGAAAGAAAAAGGAGCUGAUCCCUCUGAUAGCGUUCAUGGGGUUGGCUGCAGCAGGAGCCACAUCCGCUGGUGUCUACUUUCUAUUUACUAAACCUGAUGUUAUUUUGAAUAGGAGCAAAAACCCCGAACCUUGGGAAAGACUGGACCCGUCGAAACCCCAAAAGCUCAUCACGAUCAACCAGCAGUGGAAACCAGUGGACGAGCUGGAGUACGUGAAGAGUCUCACCAAGUAAGAGGAGGCGGAAUUAUCCACAGUCUGAUCGGAUCCGGAUCCCCCCCCCCCCUCCUCCUCCUCCUCCUCCAGCUCCCCCACACGCACUCACACAAACUCCCCAUCAGUCUAACAGAAUCCUUUCUGCACAAACUUUGCUUUGACACUCGGUGUGCGGAAAUGCUUCUGCUCCACUGGUGGGGUUUCACCUCAUCCACAACGGCAGAAAGCCACGCUGAAGGAUACUGAAAGCUCUCAUUUACUCUGUGUCCUCUUAUUGUAAACGGCAGUGUAUGAAUGUGAACUCGGUUGAUUAAAUAAUGUUCUCAUAACGGGCUCAAUAAAUUAUUAUCGUCAA